AGAAUGUACCAUCAUUAAACUUGUAAGGGGUUGGCAGUCUGUUCCCCUACCAAAACAUCCUCCUUUGGAUUCGUCCGUCACCCGGAAGAGCACUGAGGCUGCUCACUCCCUCCCUUUCCUCUGGCAGCCAUCAGAGAUAAUGGCUAAGAUCAAGGCCCGAGAUUUGCGUGGUAAGAAGAAGGAAGAGCUGCUGAAGCAGCUGGAUGACCUCAAAGUGGAACUGUCACAGCUCAGAGUUGCUAAAGUGACAGGAGGUGCUGCUUCAAAGCUCUCUAAGAUCCGCGUUGUGCGCAAGUCCAUUGCCAGAGUUCUGACUGUGAUCAACCAGACACAGAAGGAAAACCUGAGGAAAUUUUACAAAGGUAAGAAAUACAAGCCUUUGGAUCUGAGGCCAAAGAAGACCCGGGCCCUUAGGCGCCGCCUAAACAAGCAUGAAGAGAGUCUGAGGACAAAGAAACAGCAAAGGAAAGAUCGUCUCUACUCUGUACGCAAAUUUGCUGUCAAGGCUUAAGUGUCGUUCUAAAUAAAAUUUGGUUUGGCUUAA
Xenopus laevis (African clawed frog) is the source of this 544-nucleotide messenger RNA. It is a transcript of the gene rpl35.S, whose product is annotated as 60S ribosomal protein L35. The record is from RefSeq and is a predicted model, not a curated record. The coding region runs from base 140 to 511 and encodes 123 amino acids. Gene Ontology annotation, biological process: maturation of LSU-rRNA from tricistronic rRNA transcript (SSU-rRNA, 5.8S rRNA, LSU-rRNA); translation. The transcript is spliced from 4 exons. Gene Ontology annotation, molecular function: structural constituent of ribosome; mRNA binding. NCBI's taxonomy places the organism in Eukaryota, Metazoa, Chordata, Amphibia, Anura, Pipidae. Gene Ontology annotation, cellular component: cytosolic large ribosomal subunit; ribosome.